GAGAGAAGGGAGGGGGAGUAGAAUGGAGCGCUCGCCAACGGCCGAUGCUCCCGGCCGUCCCGCCCCGCGCCGCCGCAUCCAAUCACAAUGCCUAGGGCCGGAGAUGGAGCCAAUCAGGUUCAACCAGGAGGCGGGGACGCCGGCGCUCGGCUAGAGGAGGCGGCGGCAGAGAGACGGCAAGCGGGGAGCGCCAGCCCGCCUCCAACGAAGACCAAUCGCAAGCCUGAUACAGAAGAGUGACUGUCAAGAAGGCCAAUUAGAUCCUCGGAGGGGACAUGGCCCGGCCUCUUGUCUGAGGGACGGCUCCACCUGCCAAUAGUAUGGGCGAGAAGGCGGUCCCUUUGCUAAGAAGGAGGAGGGUGAAGCGGAGCUGCCCUUCUUGCGGCCCAGAGCUUGGGGGUGAAGAGAAGAAGGGGAGAGGGGACCCGGUUUCUGUUCAGUUGUUCCCCCCAGAGCUGGUGGAGCAUAUCAUUUCAUUCCUCCCAGUCAGAGACGUAGUCGCCCUAGGCCAGACCUGCCGCUACUUCCACGAAGUGUGCGACGCGGAGGGCACGUGGAGACGCAUCUGUCGCAGGCUCAGUCCACGCCUCCGAGAGCAGGGUUCUGGGGUCCGGCCCUGGAAGAGAGCUGCUGUCCUUAACUGCACGAAGGGUCUGUAUUUCCAGGCGUUCGGAGGCCGCCGCCGAUGCCUCAGUAAGAGCGUGGCCCCCCUGCUAGCCCACGGCUAUCGCCGCUUCUUGCCCACCAAGGACCACGUCUUCAUUCUCGACUACGCGGGGACCCUCUUCUUCCUCAAAAACGCCCUCAUCUCCUCCACCCUCGGCCAGAUCCAGUGGAAGCGGGCCUGCCGCUAUGUCGUGCUGUGUCGUGGGGCCAAGGAUUUUGCCUCAGACCCAAGGUGUGACACCGUUUACCGUAAAUACCUCUACGUCUUGGCCACUCGGGAGCAGCAAGGAGCGGCAGGCACCACCAGCAGCCGGGCCUGCGACUGUGUUGAGGUCUACCUGCAGUCCAGUGGGCAGCGGGUCUUCAAGAUGACAUUCCACCACUCCAUGAGCUUCAAACAGAUUGCGCUGGUUGGCCAGGAGACCCAGCGAGCUCUACUGCUCCUCACAGAGGAAGGAAAGAUCUACUCUUUGGUAGUGAAUGAGACCCAGCUGGACCAGCCACGCUCCUACACUGUUCAGCUGGCCCUCAGAAAGGUGUCUCGUUGCCUGCCUCACCUGCGUGUAGCCUACAUGGCAUCUAACCAGAGCAGUAUCCUCUACAUCAUGGACCAGGGGGGAGUGUAUUUUGAGGUACAUACUCCAGGGGUGUAUCGUGAUCUCUUUGGAACCCUUCAAGCCUUUGACCCCCUGGACCAGCAGAUGCCACUUGCUCUCUCACUGCCUGCCAAGAUCCUAUUCUGUGCUCUUGGCUACAAUCACCUUGGCCUGGUAGAUGAAUUUGGCCGAAUCUUUAUGCAAGGCAAUAACAGAUAUGGGCAGCUGGGAACAGGGGACAAAAUGGACCGAGGAGAGCCGACACAGGUGCAUUAUCUGCAGCGACCCAUUGCCCUGUGGUGCGGCCUCAACCACUCCCUGGUGCUGAGCCAGGCCUUGGACUUCAGCAAAGAGCUGCUGGGCUGCGGCUGCGGGGCCGGGGGCCGCCUCCCCGGCUGGCCCAAGGGCAGCGCCUCCUUCGUCAAGCUCCAUGUCAAGGUCCCUUUGUGUGCCUGCUCCCUCUGCUCCACCAGAGAGUGCCUCUACAUGCUGUCCAGCCAUGACAUCGAGUGCCACGCCUCCUUCCGGGACCUGCCAGCUGGCAGGGUGGUGGGGACUCCUGAGCCCAGCCUGGCAGCCGGAGCACCCCAGGACCCUGGGGGCGCAGCCCAGGCCUGUGAGGAGUACCUCAGCCAGAUCCACAGUUGCCCCACGUUACAGGACCGCAUGGAGAAGAUGAAGGAGAUUGUGGGCUGGAUGCCCUUGAUGGCUGCCCAGAAGGAUUUCUUCUGGGAGGCCCUGGACAUGCUGCAGCAGGCUGCUGGAGGGGAUGGCCCCAGCGCCCCAAACCCUGAGAGCUGAUUCCCCUUUCCUGGCCCCGCCGGAGGGAGCCGGGUCCUGGGCCAGGGCCAAGGAGAGGCCGAGGGGUAGCAAUGAAUACUGUGUGUGUGCACACAGGGAGGGGGUUGCUGGUGGGUGGGACUGUUUUGUAAAACGUUCAGGAGGCUGCCGAGGAGGGGCCCCCAACCUGACUAUCAUGGAUAAGAGAUGUUGAUGGACAAAUAGAAUAAAAGGCUGAAGUGA
Molecule: messenger RNA, 2285 nt
Organism: Carlito syrichta (Philippine tarsier)
Lineage: Eukaryota; Metazoa; Chordata; Mammalia; Primates; Tarsiidae
Gene: FBXO24
Product: F-box protein 24
Exons: 10
Coding region: 321-2063 (580 amino acids)
Molecular function (GO): protein binding
Source: RefSeq, a predicted model, not a curated record